This is a messenger RNA of Cylicocyclus nassatus, 424 nucleotides long. Lineage: Eukaryota; Metazoa; Nematoda; Chromadorea; Rhabditida; Strongylidae. The record is from the annotation of a GenBank genome assembly.
AGGCUAUAUGUCGGAUAGAUUGACUCAACUACAGGAUCUAAUAAAUGAGUUAGCAUCGUUUAUGACGAAUGCAAUUGGAGUGCUUCAGGCAACAGCGCCACCCUGCGAUUUUGAUAGAAGCAAUCCAGAGCUGGAGGAGGAAACGAAUUGCCAAUUGUUUGCCGCACAUAUAGCCAGAACGGCGAAGGAUGUUGAGGUUUUGAUAGAUUCAUUUCCUAUUGAAGAUGCUGGCAAUGGAGACACUGUAGAACAAUUACUACAAGUGGAUGCUGAACGGUCAAAGGUAGCGCGCGAACUGGAGUGUGUAGUUAAUGAAGGCGAAGAUCUAGUGCAACGUAUACAGCAACGGUUGUCAGACAUUGCUCGGGUUCAAAUCAUGUCUAGGCCUUCUUGUUGAACUUUUUUCCUUGUAAAUAAACAGAAU